UCAGUGCUCAAGUAAAUGUCUAAAUGAGCAUGGUUGCAUCUGAUGAAAACAUCGCCAGUCUUCAUGUAUUAUUGAAAAGUUUUAAUUCAAUUGUUUAAAAACAGGUAGAUUCUACAUUUUACAUACAUUUACAGUUUUGGUGCAAUAAUUCAUCAAUCUAAAGCUAUGCAAAACACAAAAGACACUAAUGGUGUAGCUUGGGAGAGUUCAUUUAUGGUCAAACAGGAGUUUAGUGAUGAAAUCAUUACAUUUAUGGACAUUAAAUCAGAUGAAACAUCAGCUAUUUCAAGUUCAGAAGGAGUACAAACAAAUAUAUCAACACUCUUUUCAAAUUCUGAAGAUAUAAAGCAAAAUGUAUCAACACAAUUUUCAACUGUUAAAGACAAAUACUUGGAGGAAACAAUGCCAUUUUUAGCUUUAGAAGAUAAAAAUCUUGAUAAAACAAAGCCUUUGUUUAAUUUAGAAGAGAUGAAACAAGAUAACCCAACAUCAUUUUCAUCUUCUGAAGACAUGAAACCAAAUAUAUCAACAGCAUUUUCAAUUUUUGAAGAUAUAAAACCUGAGAUAUUAACAAUUUCAUCUUUGGAGAGUGAACAACAAAAUGGUUUCAAAGCGCAGCAACAACUUUUUCCCCCAUUGGAUUCAACUGAUUUUAAAGAAAAUUUAGCAGUUUUAAAAUCAGAUCUUCAAAAUGAAUUAAAAGAACUUAAGUUAUUGCAUUCAAAAUUGAAUGAUAAUCUCCCAACAGAAUAUCAGAUCAUUGAUAAGGGACUGAAGACAUACAAGUGUGAUAUGUGUUGUCAAAGAUUUUUCCAUUUUGAUCAUGUUAAACAACACAUAAACUUUCACACAAGGGUGAAUCCAUAUGGUCAUGAUUUUCAUCAGCAAGAAGUUGUUAUGAUCAGUCAGGGUGAACAGAUUAACAAAAUAAACCUAGAACAGGUAUACAAUAAGUCUAGUUUGUCUAAAAAGUUCACUUCAGAGUCUAGUUUAUCCACACACACAAAUAUUCAUUCCGGAAUUAAGCCAUAUGAAUGCUAUGUUUGUCAUAAAAAGUUUGCUAAGAAGAGUAAUUUAUCUAGACAUAAAAUAACUAUUCAUUCUAGUCACAAGCCACAUGAAUAUGAUAAAAAUAUUCAUUUACCAGAGAGACCAUAUGAAUGUGAUGUGUGUCAUAAAAAAUUUAGUCAGAAAGAUAAUUUAUCUACACAUAAAAAUAUUCAUUUACCAGAGAGACCAUAUGAAUGUGAUGUGUGUCACAAAAAAUUUAAUCAUAAAAGUAAUUUAUCUACACAUAAAAAUAUUCAUUUACCAGAGAGACCAUAUGAAUGUGAUGUGUGUCAUAAAAAAUUUAGUGAUAAACGUUAUUUAUCAGAACAUAAAAAUAUUCAUUUACCAGAGAGACCAUAUGAAUGUGAUGUGUGUCAGAAAAAAUUUAAUUGUAAACGUCAUUUAUCUACACAUUACAAGAUUCAUUCAGGAGAUAGACCUUAUGAAUGUGAUGUGUGUCAUAAAAAAUUUAAUCAUAAAGCUCAUUUAUCUAGACAUAAAAAUAUUCAUUUACCAGAGAGACCAUAUGAAUGUGAUGUGUGUCAGAAAAAAUUUAAUUGUAAAAGUAAUUUAUCUGCACAUAAAAAUAUUCAUUUACCAGAGAGACCAUAUGAAUGUGAUGUGUGUCAUAAAAAAUUUAGUGAUAAACGUUAUUUAUCACAACAUAAAAAUAUUCAUUUACCAGAGAGACCAUAUGAAUGUGAUGUGUGUCAGAAAUUUUUUUAUUGUAAACGUCAUUUAUCUACACAUAAAAAGGUUCAUUCAGGAGAUAGACCUUAUGAAUGUGAUGUGUGUCAUAAAAAAUAUAUUCAUAAAGUUCAUUUAUCUAGACAUAAAAAUAUUCAUUUACCAGAGAGACCAUAUGAAUGUGAUGUGUGUCAGAAAAAAUUUAAUUGUAAACGUCAUUUAUCUGCACAUAAAAAUAUUCAUUUACCAGAGAGACCAUAUGAAUGUGAUGUGUGUCACAAAAAAUUUAACCAUUAAUUUCAUUUAUCUAGACAUAAAAAUAUUCAUUUACCAGAGAACAUAUGAAUGUGACAUUUGUCAUAAAAAGUUUGCUCAUAAGUUUAAUUUAUCCACACACACAAAAUUUCGCUUAAUCCACCUGAAUGUGUUGUUGGUCAUUAAAUUCUUUUUCACAAGGAUCUUUAAUUAUCUAUAUAUAAAAUUAUUGCUUUUGUACUAAUACAACAUUGUGGAAGCUGAAAACACACCAUUAAUGUUUAUCAUACAUGCAAUAAUACUCUUCAUAUAGUAUUAUUUGUCAUACAAAGUAUUACUAAUGAUUGAUAUGUUAUCUUGACAUUUCAUUUUGAAGAUAAGUUAAAUGAAUGUAUUAUUUGUAACUUAUGUUUUUAAAAUGUGUGCAUAUAUGUUGUAAACUUGAAAUUCAAAAUAAAAAGAGUUAAUUAAAAAUUAUUUAAUGUGAUAAUUUUUAAAUAUUCACACAAAGGAAGAAACACUUCAUGGAAAGAAUGGAUGUCAUGAGUCUCCAUAGCACAUUUAUUAUCUUGUACUAGUUGUUAUUGCUAGCUUUUUUCAGGAUUUUUGGAAAAAAUUAUGCCUAAAUCAAAAUCCUUACCCUUUACAUUACCCAUACAUUAAUACUAACCACUAAUAAACACCAUUUUAAAUGUACA
Messenger RNA from Physella acuta, 2690 nucleotides. RefSeq names its product zinc finger protein 883. NCBI's taxonomy places the organism in Eukaryota, Metazoa, Mollusca, Gastropoda, Physidae. The record is from RefSeq and is a predicted model, not a curated record.